GCCGACUCGGGUCCCGCCGUCGCCGGAGCGGGCGCGCGCGCCGGGGGUCGCGCGGCUGCUGAGAAGGGCGAGCGCGCGCGAAUAGGGAGUGGAGGCGUAGCGGGGCGGGGGUACGGUUCGCUUGCUCGCAAGAUGGCGGACGAGGACGGGGAAGGGAUUCACCCCUCAGCCCCUCACAGGAACGGAGGUGGCGGCGGCGGUGGGGGGUCUGGGCUCCACUGCGCCGGGAACGGCGGCGGGGGAGGCGGCGGCCCGCGGGUCGUGCGCAUCGUCAAGUCUGAGUCUGGCUACGGCUUCAACGUGCGGGGCCAAGUGAGCGAGGGCGGGCAACUGCGGAGCAUCAACGGGGAGCUGUACGCGCCGCUGCAGCAUGUGAGCGCCGUGCUGCCCGGGGGGGCGGCCGAUCGGGCCGGGGUGCGCAAGGGGGACCGCAUCCUGGAGGUGAACGGCGUGAAUGUUGAGGGGGCGACACACAAGCAGGUGGUGGACCUGAUCCGAGCAGGCGAGAAGGAAUUGAUCUUGACAGUGUUAUCUGUACCUCCUCAUGAGGCAGAUAACCUAGAUCCCAGUGACGACUCGUUGGGACAAUCAUUUUAUGAUUACACAGAAAAGCAAGCAGUGCCCAUAUCGGUCCCCACAUACAAACAUGUGGAGCAGAAUGGUGAGAAGUUUGUGGUAUACAAUGUUUACAUGGCAGGGAGGCAGCUGUGUUCCAAGCGGUACCGGGAGUUUGCCAUCCUACACCAGAACCUGAAGAGAGAGUUUGCCAACUUUACAUUUCCCCGACUUCCAGGGAAGUGGCCAUUCUCUUUAUCAGAACAGCAAUUAGAUGCCCGACGUCGGGGGUUGGAAGAAUAUCUAGAAAAAGUGUGCUCGAUACGAGUCAUUGGUGAGAGUGACAUCAUGCAGGAGUUCCUAUCGGAAUCAGAUGAGAACUACAAUGGUGUAUCCGACGUAGAGCUGAGAGUAGCAUUACCAGAUGGAACAACAGUUACAGUCAGGGUUAAAAAGAACAGUACUACAGACCAAGUAUAUCAGGCUAUUGCAGCGAAGGUUGGCAUGGACAGUACGACGGUGAAUUAUUUUGCCUUAUUUGAAGUGAUCAAUCAUUCCUUUGUACGUAAGCUGGCACCUAAUGAAUUUCCUCAUAAACUCUACGUCCAGAAUUACACAUCGGCUGUACCAGGCACCUGCCUGACCAUUCGAAAAUGGCUUUUUACUACGGAAGAAGAAAUCCUCUUAAAUGACAAUGACCUUGCUGUUACUUACUUCUUUCAUCAGGCUGUUGAUGAUGUGAAAAAAGGUUACAUCAAAGCAGAGGAAAAGUCCUACCAAUUACAGAAGCUGUAUGAACAGAGGAAAAUGGUCAUGUACCUCAACAUGCUAAGGACUUGUGAGGGCUACAAUGAAAUCAUCUUCCCCCACUGUGCCUGCGACUCCAGGAGGAAGGGGCACGUUAUCACAGCCAUCAGCAUCACGCACUUUAAACUGCAUGCCUGCACUGAAGAAGGACAGCUGGAGAACCAGGUAAUAGCAUUUGAAUGGGAUGAGAUGCAGCGAUGGGAUACAGAUGAAGAAGGAAUGGCCUUCUGUUUUGAAUAUGCACGAGGAGAGAAGAAGCCUCGAUGGGUUAAAAUCUUCACACCAUAUUUCAAUUACAUGCAUGAAUGCUUCGAGAGGGUGUUCUGCGAGCUCAAGUGGAGAAAAGAGAACAUUUUCCAGGUGGCAAGGUCACAGCAGAGGGAUGUGGCCACCUAGCCUUUCCUUAUCCCCUUCCCUUCUCUUCACCCUCAUCCUCUUAUCCCUUUUGUCUCCCGUGUCAGACAGAGUAACCAUUAACGCAAAAGAAGAGAAAAAGGAAAAAAGUCAUUAUAUUCAAAAGCUCUAAACUAAAUAUUAUUAAUAAUUCUUCUGAAUUUCAUGUCUCUGGAAUUGAGCUGGUAGAGAACAACACAUUGGUCAGCACCAGGAGUCAACUGAGUUAAGACAGGAAAAGAAAUAAGCCCAACCAACUCACCAAAGGUAUCUUUGUCCUUUCACCUGGGCCUCAUACCAACAGACUCUCCUUGUACUAUAUUUUUAAAACUGGAACUAUGAACUCCAUCCAUUUGCACUGUUCAGACAUAUAUAUGUAUGUAUGUAAAAAUUAUAUAUACACAAAUUAGCUGCACGUAUAUACAUAUAUAUAUUUCUUUUUAAAUUUCAUAUUGAUGGCAGUACCUUUUUUAGCUUGUGUUUUUACACACCUUUCACUAGAAUUCAUGACUUCUCUCUUGCUGUCUUUAUUUUGAAACAAACUUUAAAAAGGAAAAAAAAAUUUUACAGGGAAAAUACCUCUCCUCAUGAAGGACUUGAAAAGUUUACAACCUGCUUGGGUUUUUUCCCCCCUUUUUUGUAUUGAGUGAAGAUUCUGACUCAUGGGUUGCCAUAGAGUUUGAGGAGCAGGGAGCAUAGUUUCUUUAUUUUCCAAGAGGCUGCUGGGGAGGAGAAAGAGGUGUGUUUCUCAAGGGCAGCCAGGCUGCAGAUCUGCAGGGAGAGUUUAAAGACUUGGUGUGGUCUUUUGAUUCCAAGACAAUUUCCCUGGUCCAUCUCUCUUUCUUCCACUCAUGGCUUUCUAGCCACAUUCCACAUUUCCUGCCUGCUUCCUCAGGGCCACUUGUGUGCUUUCCUUCAACUGGCCUAGAAUGGAGGAGAGGGUGGGCUCAGGAGGUUGAUGCCACAGGAACCUGAAACACUUCAUGGUCGCAAUUUCCUAUUUCCCUCCCAUUUCUGAAGCAGGGAUAGUACUAGGGACCAGAGUUAAAGCUGAUACCUUUAGGCACAAAGGUUGGACUUAGGGGAAAGGAAGGAAGAAAUGUCCUAUGUAUGUGAGCUUUUCCCUACUCCAUUCCUGACCAGUAACCACCCAUAACUAGUAGAUUCUCUGUGACUUCCUUAAACAGCUGUGUUGGGGAGGAGUCUGACAAUACCUCCAAGGCCUUGGGGAAACUUGGAAUGUGUCAGGGGUCUGUGCCAACCAAACUGUACCUAUCCAAGACAGCUGAGGACCCAGGAAGAAGCAGUAGGAAUAUGGUUGAUUUGGGUUGGAUCUCAACUUUUAAUUAAAAGGGAAGGAAAACCUUUUUCCCUCAAAGAGCUCCUCAUGUGACCUUGCAGUUAGACCUUUUGAGAUCUAAGAGCUCCAUCCCAGGAUAUAGGGCCAGGGCUGACUAGGGUAGGGCAACAUUCUCAGCCCCCGGGCUCUGUAGAUAUUGCAUUGGGAGCUCUGAGUCAGGCUCUGAUGUAACUGAAACACAUCUUUGAGCCUUCUUUUCUUUUUCUCUUCUUCACCUUCUAAACAAAAACCUCCAUAGGGUGAUAUCUUUUGCUUUGUCUAACUGGGAGGCACCAUAGUUGGUUGUAGUCAACUCCACUGAGCAGUGUUGGGGUGGUUUGAAGUUUCUUUUUUCGUAACUUGUUUUUGCAUCGUGAAGCCACUUUUCUGUCUCUCUCACUCUGUUAUCCUGGCAGCCACUUUCCCCAAGGGAGUGUGGUGUCUUGUAGGACAUCCCAUCUUCCCUCCCCUUUUCCAAACCCAGGUGGAUCAGAGAGUGCAAAAUGUAAGAAUGCUGAAUGUUUAAAGUUGCAGAGAAUGAUCCCUGAUUUGAAAGCUUUGACAUAGGAUUAACUUCUUUUGGCUUAGAUGAAUGUAAUAAUGAGCCAGAGGUCCCUCAAAAGAAGAUAUGUUGAUUUCCCACUCAAGAUGCUAAAGAGGCUUUUGGCACCAGCUGUGUUCAGACUGACAAUAGCAGCAAUUUGCCCUGUUCCCUCGGAGUGGGAGAGGAAUGAACAAAUCCGGGAGUCCAUGCGACAGCCCAAGUGCUGACCUCCGGAUACAAGACGUAGUGGGGAUGCCCUUAGGAUGGAGGCCCCUUCGAGUGGGUAGAUGCUGCUCUGUUCCUUUUCUGGCAUAGCAUUCACUUGGUGCUUUGGAUUUUGGAUGAGGGCCGCAUAGGGUGUUGGCCUGUUGGCAGAAUCUGUUUAGGAACAGCCCUUACCUGAGGCUGUACCACUAACCAAGCACCCAGUCGCAGCAAGGAGGGGGAAGCAGGGAGACCCUGGAGGACUGCGCCUUCUCCUCUUCCACCCGCAGCAGGCCUCCUGUGAUGGGGCAGAGGUCACUAUGGCUGUGGGGCUCCGCAGGAUCAAGCUCUUCUUUGCAUGAAGCAUUGUUGGUGUGACACUCCUUUCCCCCCUUGCUCUGCACUUCCUUUCUCGAAUCCCUAUUACCCUCCUUAGUCCUGGGUUCUGCCCAGGGAGGCUUCUACCCAGUCUUCUUUUGCAGUUUGUCUCUGGGAAAUGGAGGGAAUCACUCUUUCCCUUGCUUUGCCCCAGCAGAGCCAGCAGGAUCUUCCUGGUCUCCUGUUGUCCUCUCCUCCAAAAUCAAUUUCUAUCCUCUUUGGUAAAAUCUUAGAGUUUUUUAUGGAUCAGGAGAAAAUGCAGGCCCUGAGAAACCUGUCCCUGCAGAAAGGUUCCCUUGGGCCAUGCUUCAGGCUCUCUGCUCUUUAUAUUUUUAUUCUGCUCUCCAUUUUUCUGCCCUCCCCUUGACCUAGGCCUAAGCUCAGCACAGGUGAGUGCUCAGGGCAGUUUCUAGGCCUGGACAGAGCUCUCAGGAAGGAAUUAGUUCAACAUCACCAUGCCUGGCCCAUCUAGUUUCAUCCUUUAGUUACCCAGGCCAGUAGCUUUGGGUUAUCCCCUCUUGUAGCUCCAAACCCAGUGCUUGGAGCAGCGAUAUAGGGCACUGACCGGAGGUGACACCUCUCUCUCUCUCUCUCAUCUCAGAAUUCACCACCUAUGGGCCUGGCUCCUAGGAGGCAGUUUUCUUAAAGGGGACUGCAUCCUGGUUGAUUGAAGUCUCCAGACCUGGAGGGACCACUAUGCCCUCCUUUCUCUCCAUCGUGCUCUCUGGCUGGAUUGAUUCAGCAGGAGAAACCAUUUGGUCUGUGGGACCCCAACAUACUGCUAGGUUCCUUCGCGAGAUUCAUUGUGUCACAUAAGCUUUCUUUUGGAGGGAGGAUGAUGUGGUUGAAUACUCAGAGAGAGAGAGAGAGAGAGAGAGAGAGAGAGAGAGAGAGAGAGAGAGAAUGGAGGCAGUGGGUGUGCUUCUUCAGCUCCCCAUCUUCCAGUUCCACCUUCUACCUUCCUCUUCUCCUAAACCUGAGCAUAUCAUGCCAGGUGUCACUCAUAGCAGGACAGCAUCAGCUCACUCCUCAGCAAUAAUCUAGGCUGUGUGGGAAGCUUAGGGCUCUGGGGAAGAACAGAACUGAAGAGGGGAGUGAUAUGGGGUGGAGGCACUUGGGCGACUGCUAACCUUGAACACCAGUUUUAUAUCAUGCCCCCUUUUUAAGCCAGUGAGCUGGGCUUCAGUUUUCCCCAGGCCAUGACACUUUUAAUUUAUUUGAGAGAAACUCUAAUUGUAUUUUCACUGCAGUAUCUUGUAUUUUUUAUUUGUGAUUUAAGAAAUGUGAAGAGAAAAUACGCAGACACGUAAUGGCUAACAGUGUUUCUUUCAUUCCUUGUUCUAGAGCUAACCACUCUAAAAUUGUUUGGUAAUGUCACUUAGUGUAAUUAAUUGUAACAUAUUCUUUUAAAUAAAUUGAUUUAUUGAUGAAACUA
Messenger RNA from Diceros bicornis minor, 5655 nucleotides. RefSeq names its product sorting nexin 27 (gene SNX27). Gene Ontology annotation, biological process: signal transduction; intracellular protein transport. The record is from RefSeq and is a predicted model, not a curated record. NCBI's taxonomy places the organism in Eukaryota, Metazoa, Chordata, Mammalia, Perissodactyla, Rhinocerotidae. Gene Ontology annotation, cellular component: early endosome. The coding region runs from base 133 to 1758 and encodes 541 amino acids. The transcript is spliced from 12 exons. Gene Ontology annotation, molecular function: phosphatidylinositol-3-phosphate binding; protein binding.